CACAGGCCUAGACCUGACCUAGCAUGCCUAUGCCCCAAUUCCUUCCCCGCGAUGUUUGGCAGACAGGCCCACCUCGGCCGCACAGUCUCGCGGAGAUCGAGCAGGCGUGAAGACCCUGCUAGCUGUACCUUCGCCUGACAGCAGCACCGAGGGCACCGUAGAUAUAUAUAGUUACAGGGCUGUGUGUUCCAUUAAAGUUCUUUGAGGGAAAAUGGUCUCCUCAAGAUGGUUCUUCUUCCUUGUUGCACUGGAAGGACUCGUAAUGUCGCCGGGGGAGGUGGCUUACCCGUCGCCCUUCCCACAGGAGAAAGAAGCUGAUUAUUGGUAUAAACUGGCCAAGGACGAUAUUUACGAGGCCCUUCACCGACCGAGGAAUGAAGGAGUUGCUAAGAAUGUCAUCCUCUUCCUGGGUGAUGGACUGGGUAUCACGGUGGGCACAGCAAGCAGGAUUCUGAAGGGUCAGCGCCAAGGGUAUUCAGGAGAAGAAGGGUAUCUGCUGUGGGAAAGGUUUCCUAAUAUCGGUUUGGUUAAGACUUACAACAUAGACAAGCAAGUGUCGGACAGCGCGGGCACAGCAACGGCGUAUCUGGCGGGUGUGAAAGGGAACUACAGGACCCUGGGCGUGAAUGGGAAGGUGGAAGAAGGUGACUGCGCAGGAUCCCUCAAGCCAGAGAACCGGCUUGAUUCAAUCCUGAAGUGGGCUCAGGAUGCGGGGAAGGAUACAGGUUUAGUAACGACAGCCCAGGUAACCCACGCAUCGCCAGCUGGUCUGUACGCCAAAACCCCGAGCCGCUAUUGGCAGUGUGACACCAAGAUGGCUAAGGCUGGAGAACAUACGAGAGCUUGUAAGGACAUCGCUCGCCAGCUUGUGGAGGACGAGCCGGGGAGAAAUAUCAAUGUGAUCUUCGGAGGCGGGCGGCAGGAGCUCGGGGCGCCCACCUUAGCGGAAGCCAAAACCAAGUGCCCGAGGUCAGACGGGCGGGACCUGGUGGAGGAGUGGGCGGCGGAGAAGAGGGAGCAGGGGAAGACGGCCGCUUACGUCACGUCGGCCGGGAUGCUGCGCGACCUGGAGGUGCAGGACGUCGAUUACAUCAUGGGGCUCUUUGGGGAGAUCCACCUGCCCUACGAGAUCGACGAGGAGGAGGACGCCCCUUCCCUGGCGCAGAUGGUGCAGGCGGCCAUCAGGAGGCUCAGCAGGAACAAGGAGGGAUUCUUCCUCAUGGUGGAAGGCGCCCGGAUCGACCACGCCAUGCACGACGGCCAUCCGAAGAGGGCGCUGACGGAGGUCCUGGCCAUGGAGGAUGCGCUGCAGAAGGCGCUCGACCUCGUGAACCUGCAGGAGACGCUGAUUGUCGUCACAGCUGACCACUCGCACGUCAUGACCAUGAACGGGUAUCCGCAGCGGGGAAAUGAUAUCUUUGGCGUAGUGGAAAACAACCCUGAUGUAACAGACGGAAUGCCUUACACAACACUUAUGUUUACAACUGGCCACGGGUUCAACUACACGUGGGAUGGCGAGAAGGUGAUGCGUCGGAACCUGACCGGCGUGGACACGAAGGAUAAGGACUUUGAACCUCUUGCAGCCGUCCCCACGGUCUUCGGGGAGGAGACGCACGGCGGGGAGGACGUGGCUGCUUUUGCUGUUGGUCCCAUGGCACACCUCUUCCACCGCAUUCACGAGCAAACAUAUGUGGCGCAUGUGAUGGCCUAUUCCUCAUGCGUCGGUCCUUACAGCCACUGCGACAGACCGAAGCCACAUAGUCACAAGAAGGAUGACAUUGAGGAGGAGAAAGGCACUGGAGAACAGGCAGGUGAACACGAUGGAGAGCAAGGCGAAGAACAAACCCAUACGGAACACGUUGGGAGCAGUCACGGCAUGGAUGAGGAAGAAGAACACGCCGAACAUACUGAAGAACAUGGGGCUGAACAUUCAGAGUCUACGAAGACAGAACCUGCCGAAAGUGAACAAGAAGAACAUCAUCCUACUGGUGAGUACGACCACGCCGAAGAACACGUGACAGACGACGACCACACUGAACACCACAUUGUCGAGAUCGUGCCACUAGAACAGGAUAACGAUUCAGAAAACGAAAACAUUCCCCAAGAAGAAGAGGAGGAAAGAGACGAAGAAGAGGGAGAAGAGAGCACGGAUAAGGCAAAAGGCGAGGAAAACGAGGAAUCGGACGAAGAAAACGGAACCGGAGGAGGAAAGAGCCAAGCAAAACACACAGAACAGGAAGAAGUAGAAGAAGGAGAUGAAGAAAAAGAAGAAAAAGAAGAAGAAGAAGAAGAAGAAGAAGAAGAAGCAGAAGAAGGAGAAAAAAAACCUAAUUACAUCGUGAAUAAAAUCAAAGCCCCAAGAGAGCGAGGAGCUGCAUCUUCCAUCGUUCUUAAUUACGUUUUGUUCCUUUUAACAACAUUUAGUGCAGUUUGGAUGGCUGGGUAACAAUGAGAAUAAUUAUACCAUCUAAAUUGCAUCUUCGCCAGUUAGAUGGUUUAGCUGUAAGGAUCCACUACAUAUAAUAAAUGCGAACGUACA
Molecule: messenger RNA, 2539 nt
Organism: Penaeus chinensis
Lineage: Eukaryota; Metazoa; Arthropoda; Malacostraca; Decapoda; Penaeidae
Product: alkaline phosphatase-like
Exons: 12
Coding region: 212-2446 (744 amino acids)
Biological process (GO): dephosphorylation
Molecular function (GO): alkaline phosphatase activity
Source: RefSeq, a predicted model, not a curated record